AUGUCAGACAAGAUGGCAUUUCUCCUUUUUGGAGAUCAGUCACUGGGAGUGCAUGGGUUCUUGGCCGACUUCUACCGUGAUGGCAACCCCAGUGUGUUAACUCUCUCUUUUUUGGAGCAGGCUGCUGCUGCUCUUCGUGUCGAGGUGGACCAGAUGUCGUCGAUCGAACGUCAACGAGUACCUCCAUUCUCAAGCAUCAAGGACCUGAACGAAAACUAUCAGGUCAGAAAAUUCAAAAACUCGGCAAUGGAUAGCGUACUACUGUGCAUUGCUCAAUUAGCCCAUUAUAUCGAUCGCGCCGAGAAAGUUCAUGAAGAUGCUACAGGACCUGGAGAGACAUGCCUCGUCGGCCUAUGUACCGGUCUUUUUGCAGCAGCUGGCAUUGCAUCUUCGCCAUCGCUCUCGAGUCUCAUUCCCAUCGCAGUCCAAGUUACCUUAAUGGCAUUUCGGGCAGGGGCUCAUGUUGCGGCGCUGGCCGAGCGCCUCUACCAAGUGUCAGACUCUUCAGAAACAUGGACAUACGUACUACCGACAAUCGGCGAGUCAGAGAUAAGAUCAAUCGUUGACCAUUUCCACAAUGAAGUUGGUGUCCCUGCAGCGAAUCACGUGUACAUCAGUGCCAUCACCAGCAGUUCAAUCGCCAUCAGCGGACCACCUGCCAGCCUCAAAUCUUUGUUCUCUUUCCAUACUUUCGAAGAAAAACCUAUCCCGAUCCCAGUCCAUGGGCCUUACCAUGCAGCUCAUUUGUACUCCUCCGUCGAUGCCGACAAAAUCCUUCGUCUGGGAGAUUCACAAGCUCAGAGAGUCUUAGGACAGGCCAAGCCAAUCAAACCUGUGAUGUCCUGCAGAACAGGCACUUGGUACUCGGAAGAAACCUCGAUCUCAUUAAUUCAAGCUGUGCUUCGCGAUAUCCUUACCGAGCCUCUGCAGUUUCAUAAGGUCGUUCAUGGCUGUGUGAUGAAGGCGCAGAGCUACCGAGGGCCCAAUUGUCUGGUGAUCCCCUAUGGUCCUACAAAAGCGGCCAACAGCCUGGCAACAGCCCUCAAAGCACAAACGGACCUUGAUAUCAUCCUUAGAAGGUCUCCAUCUGCGACGAAGCAGCCUAGUCAAACCUCGAGUAAUUUUGCAAAUGCAUCUAACGGAAGAUGUAAGCUCGCCAUCGUCGGCAUGGCUGGAAGGUUCCCAGAUGCUGCGAGCCACGAGAAAUUGUGGGAACUUCUCGAGAAGGGUCUGGACGUCCACAGAGAGGUUCCCAAAGACCGCUACGACGUGAAGACACACACAGAUCCCACCGGCAAAGCAAGGAACACGAGUCACACACCAUAUGGAUGCUGGAUUGAGAAUCCUGGUCUAUUCGAUCCCAGAUUUUUCAACAUGUCACCAAGAGAGGCCUUUCAAACAGAUCCCAUGCAAAGACUUUCCCUUGUGACAGCAUUUGAGGCUUUGGAGAUGGCUGGUUAUGUCCCGAAUCGCACUCGCUCAACGAAGUUAGAUCGCAUCGGUACUUUCUACGGACAGACUAGUGAUGACUGGCGAGAGAUCAAUGCCGCUCAAGAUGUUGACACCUACUUUAUCACGGGCGGUGUGCGAGCCUUUGGCCCGGGUAGAAUCAACUACCAUUUUGGUUUCUCUGGCCCUUCCUUUAGCAUCGAUACUGCCUGUUCAUCCAGUGCCGCAGCAAUUCAAUUAGCUUGCACAUCAUUGUGGGCAAAUGAUUGCGACACGGCGAUUGUCGGUGGUGUGUCCUGUAUGACCAACUCGGAUAUUUUCGCGGGUCUUAGUCGAGGACAGUUCUUGUCCAAGACAGGGCCAUGCGCAACAUUCGACAACGAUGCCGAUGGAUAUUGUAGAGCCGAUGCUGUCGGCACUGUCAUUGUGAAGAGACUCGAAGAUGCCUUGGCCGACAAGGACAAUGUUCUCGCUGUAAUUCUUGGCACUGCGACAAACCACUCUGCCGAUGCCAUCUCCAUUACACAUCCCCAUGGUGGAACUCAGGAAGUUCUCUAUCGUAGUAUUCUCGCUAAAGCUGGCGUUGAUCCACUUGAUAUCGACUAUGUCGAGAUGCAUGGCACUGGCACACAAGCAGGCGACGGUACCGAGAUGCGAUCGGUCACCAACGUCUUCGCGCCCGCUGAUCGCAAGAGAACAGCAGAACAACCAUUAUAUCUCGGUGCAGUCAAAGCGAACGUAGGCCAUGGUGAAGCUGCUUCUGGUGUCACUGCGCUGAUAAAAGUGUUGUUGAUGCUUCAGAAGAAUGCGAUCCCUCCUCAUGUCGGCAUCAAAAACACCAUCAACAAGGGCUUCCCAUCGGAUCUGGCCGAACGAAAUGUGCAUAUCGCAUUCCAUAAAACUCCGCUCAGAAAAAGAACAAAUGCUCCUCGUCGCAUUUUCGUCAAUAAUUUCAGCGCUGCUGGCGGCAACACGGGAUUGCUGCUCGAGGAAGGGCCAGCACUGAAGCGAGCUGUGAUCGACCCUCGAUCAACCCAUGUGGUGACCGUGACUGCAAAGUCCAAGUCAGCAAUGCUGAGAAAUGCCGAGCGUUUAAUGAGUUAUUUGGCUCAGAAUCCCACCACUUCACUCGCCGACUUGGCAUACACGACCACUGCACGUCGCACCCAGCACAACUGGAGAAUGUCCAUAACUGCCACGGACAUUGGUGAAGUGCAAGCGAUCCUUGGAUCCAAGCUCCACGAGAACUUUGUUCCUGUCCUGCCUGAACCUCCAAAAGUUGCCUUCCUGUUCACUGGACAAGGAUCCCACUACCCCGCGAUGGGCAAAGAACUGUACACCACCAGCACGCUAUUCAAAGACACGAUUGAUGAUUUCGAUAAGAUCUCGUUAUUGCAUGGAUUUCCUUCAUUCAUUCCAUUAAUAGAUGGUAGUGCAGCAGAAGUUCAGACUUUAUCGCCUGUUGUUGUACAAAUCGGGAUCGUUUGUCUGGAGAUGGCCAUGGCGAGACUUUGGAACGCAUGGGGUAUCAAGCCAACCGUCGUGCUGGGCCACAGCCUCGGGGAGUAUGCUGCUCUCAAUGUUUCUGGCAUUCUUUCUGCCAGUGACACCAUCUAUCUCGUCGGUACCAGAGCUCAGCUGCUAGUACAGAAGUGCACACCAGGCACGCAUGUCAUGCUUGCUGUUCAAGGACCCACGGCGUCAGUGAUGGAGGCCCUCAAGAGCCGCGAUGUCAAUGUUGCUUGCAACAACAGUAGUCGCGAGGCUGUUUUCAGUGGAGAAGCUGCCGAGAUGGCUGAAGUUGCAGACCUGCUGACGAAUGCCGGAUUUAAGUGCACACAGCUCAAGAUACCAUUCGCGUUUCACUCUGCCCAAGUCGACCCAAUUCUCGAUGACUUCCAAAGGGCUGCCGAGUCGGUCAAUUUUGGCAAGGAGACAAUUCCACUCAUCUCCUCCGUCCUGGGUAGAAUGCUCAACGAGCCAGAAGCCAUCGAUGCCGAGUACCUCCGCAACCAUGCACGCAACCCCGUGAACUUCGUUGGUGGACUUCAAUCUGCUCAAGUCUCUGGGGUCACUGAUGACAAGACUGUCUGGAUGGAAGUUGGGCCUCAUCCAGUCUGUUCGAAUAUGGUCAAGGCAUCGCUCGAUAUUUCCACAAUCAUCGCACCAUCACUUCGCAGAAAUGAGAGCGCAUACAAGACACUCAGCACCAGCCUGUGCACAAUGCACACUGCUGGUCUCAAUGUUGACUGGAACGAAUACCACCGAGACUUCAAUGACUCUGUCCACCUUCUUGAUCUCCCGACCUACUCAUUCGAUGACAAGAACUACUGGAUUCAAUACGAGGGCGACUGGUGCUUGACCAAAGGCAGUGGUGCGAAGUUGACGCCGCUUCUCGAGGACACGAAGCCCAAGUUCUCUACCACUUCCGUGCAGACGAUCACCAGCGAGUUUGUCAAGGACGAGAUGGCUGUCGUUUGUGCCGAAUCUGACUUGGCCGAGGCGGGCCUCAGAGGUGUAGUCACUGGACAUCAAGUCAAUGGAGCCAUGCUCUGCCCAUCUUCACUAUAUGCGGAUAUGGCCAUCACUCUAAGCGAGUAUGCAUACAGACUUGUGCGGCCAGAUGCUACUGAUCUUGGUAUCAAUGUCAGCAACAUGAAGAAUCCAAAGCCACUCAUCGCACGUCCGGAUGGUGCAAGCCAAAUCCUUAGAGUUAUUGCAACUGUGGACAUUGCUGCCGGCAAAGCAGAUCUCGUGUUCUCCACUGGAAUAGACAAGGACAAAGUUGAGCACGGUAUCUGCGAAGUCAUUUUUGGCAACACCAAAGAAUACUUGGCGGAAUGGCAACGCACGGCAUACCUCAUUCAGUCCCGCAUCGACUGGUUGAGGAAUGCUGAACAAGACGGCCGAGCUCAUAAAAUUGGUCGUGGCUUGGCAUAUAAGCUCUUCGCUGCCUUGGUGGACUACAACCCAAAAUAUCGUGGUAUGGAAGAGGUCACUCUGCACAGUGAGAAUUUCGAGGCGACAUCGAAAGUCAACUUCCAGACGAGUGAGAAAGAUGGCAACUUCAAAGUCAGUCCUUAUUGGAUCGACAGUCUUGCACACAUCUCUGGCUUCAUUGUAAAUGGGUCCGAUGCUGUUGACUCUCGUGAGAAUGUCUACAUCUCUCAUGGUUGGGAAUCCUUGAGAUUUGCCGAACCCCUCUCUCAGGACAAAACAUACCGCGCCUAUGUGAAGAUGCAACCUGAGGAAGGUAAGGUCUUGGCUGGUGAUGUUUACAUCUUUGAUGGAGACAGGAUCGUUGGAAUGGUCGGAUGUUUGAAGUUCCAGUGUAUCCCCCGUAAAGUGCUGAACAUGUUCUUACCACCAAUUGGAGGUGCCAAGACUGCACAAGUCAGGUCAACACCAGCAGCUAUCAAAGCACCAUCAGCUAAGCAGUCAAAGACAGCCCAAGUUACCAUGGCCAACAUUGCCACUGUCAACAAGAAGUUGAUCUCUGUCUGCACUAGAGCACUUGACAUUCUUGCUGCGGAAGUUGGAGUGGGCAUUGACGAACUUGUGGACAACAUUGGUUUCACGGAUCUUGGUGUUGAUUCUUUGAUGUCACUCACAGUUAGUGGAAGGAUGAGAGAAGAGCUCGAAAUUGAUGUUCAUUCUCAUGACUUCAACGACCACCCAACAAUUGGAUCCUUCAAGGCUUUCCUCAGUAAGUUCGAGACUAUCAUCCCAAGCUCCGAUUCCAGCGAUACUCGCAGCCACUCAUCCCUUGAAGACAAGUCUACGCCAGAUCUUGUCGACGACUCGAAUGUCACCACACCUCUGGAUGAUACUCCGGUCGAGGAGAACAAGGAUGAAAGUCUCGGCAAUAUCAUCCGAAUGACCAUAGCCGAGGAGAUGGGUGUUGACAUUGAGGAGAUUGCAGACACAGUCGAUCUCUCCACACUUGGAAUGGAUUCACUCAUGAGUCUAUCUAUUCUAGGCCGUCUGCGCGAAAAGACCGAUAUGUCUCUACCCGCUGAUCUCCUUACCGUCAACCAGUCAAUCCGAGACAUCAAGCGAAGUCUAAACAUCGGUGAACCUGCAAAGCCUGUCGUGUCCGUGUCCGUCUCAAAGCGCAUUGAGAGCACCGUCACUUCGACUGCUAUUUUCCCGCCUCAACGUUUCGCGACUUCGGUUCUUCUCCAGGGCAAUGCAAGGCGAGCAACAAAGACCUUGUGGAUGAUCCCUGAUGGAGGCGGAUCUGCGACGUCGUACGUCGAUAUCCCGGAUCUCUCACCCGAUAUUGCUGUGUUCGGACUGAACUCUCCUUACAUGAAAGUGCCUGAGGAGUACAAAUGUGGUGUCAUUGGUAUGGCCGAAGCCUUUAUCACGGAGAUGAAGAGGCGUCAACCCAUAGGACCAUACAUACUUGCAGGAUGGAGUGCAGGCGGUGUCAUUGCUUUCGAGGCUGUGAACCAACUCACGAAAGCUGGUGAGUCCGUCGAGAAACUCAUUCUGAUCGACUCUCCAUGCCCGGACAUCAUCGAGCCCCUUCCAUCUUCCCUGCAUAGAUGGUUUGCUUCCAUCGGCCUGCUAGGAGACGGUGACUUCUCCAAGUUGCCAUCCUGGCUUCUCCCACAUUUCGCAGCAUCUGUCAAUGCCCUGUCGAACUACACGCCAGAAGUCAUUGACCCAGAAAAGAGUCCACACGUGACUGCCAUAUGGUGCGAAGAUGGAGUCUGCAAGCUCCCUUCGGAUCCUCGACCUGAUCCCUUCCCCUACGGUCACGCCCAAUUUUUGCUAGACAAUCGCACGGACUUCGGACCCAACCUAUGGGACAAGUAUCUCAACCCCAAGAAGUUUGAGUGUAAGCACUUGUCCGGGAACCAUUUCUCGAUGAUGAAGAAGCCAUAUGUUGGCACAUUAGGAGACAUAAUUAGGGAUGCGAUGAACGCUGUAGUGUAA
Molecule: messenger RNA, 6393 nt
Organism: Cadophora gregata
Lineage: Eukaryota; Fungi; Ascomycota; Leotiomycetes; Helotiales; Ploettnerulaceae
Exons: 7
Coding region: 1-6393 (2130 amino acids)
Biological process (GO): fatty acid biosynthetic process
Molecular function (GO): fatty acid synthase activity; 3-oxoacyl-[acyl-carrier-protein] synthase activity; phosphopantetheine binding
Source: RefSeq, a predicted model, not a curated record